Solanum lycopersicum (tomato) is the source of this 2479-nucleotide messenger RNA. The record is from RefSeq and is a predicted model, not a curated record. NCBI's taxonomy places the organism in Eukaryota, Viridiplantae, Streptophyta, Magnoliopsida, Solanales, Solanaceae.
UAGGUCUAUUGCAACGACAUCACAAUUAUCUUUAUUAUUAUUAAAUUAUAGUUGUAUACUUUCCCAUGUAAAUUAUCAUGUGUAACUUAGUGUCACUUCUUACUUUACCGAAAAUAUGUAGCUGAGAGCCUGUUGUAUGCCCAAUAGCUUCUUCGCAGGAGUAGCGGUUUUGAAGUGGCUGCAACUCAUCGGCAUGCACAAAAGGUAUUUGGCUGUGGAGUUCACCUUUAAGGAGAACAACUCUUGAUGGAAUAGAAUACAACUUAUUACUGCUGGACACAUAAGGAAUUGAUGCUUAUGAUCAAACGCUUUUUCACAGGGUAUAUAUAGCACACAGAUAUUCUCCCUGCCAGUCCUUCUCUCAAGUAUGUUUGUAUAUAACCAGAUGGGAGGUAUCGAUGAAGUUGCGCUUGACUGCCUCUCUCUUGUCACUGAAAUGACUAGGCAUAUUCGUGUUAAAGCCUCUGGAAGAAAGGCCAGUGCUUCUAAGCUUGGCCAGUUCUCCCCAGUCUUCAUUUGGUUUCCUAGAGAUUUUUAUUUGGAUUGGGUUGAGGACAACCGCAAAAUAACUCCGCAGGACUACCUUCAACUUGCAUUGAAGCCAAUUCAAGGUGGUGACAAAGAUGUUGCUGCUAAAAACGAGGAAUCUGUCUUUUCUCAAAAUCAAUUCCACAUGUUACAUUAUCUGUUUGCCCAUACUCAGAACUUCACACUAUUUACGCCCAACAACGAUGGAGCUUAGUCUUGAAAUAAAUUUCAUUGGCUGCCAAAUCUAUCAAUUUUAAAGAAGACACCUGUACUUUUAUAUAGUAUAACGUGUCUACUUUGUAUUGUAUAUAUUUUUAUAUAUAGAUAAUAUAUAUUAUAUAUAUAUAUAUACACAUUAUUACACAUUAUUCAUCAACAUCAUUACAUUAAAGCACAAACUUGUCAUCCUUUCCUGAAGAAAAAAAUAUUGCUCUCUUUCUAAGAUACUACUGCUUGGUUAAACAUUUCUAACAAACAUGGUACUAACAUUGAACAUCGAUCAAAUAGCAUUAACAACACAAGAUUGGAUUUGCAAAGUUCAAAUUGUGGAAAUCGGACGCCCGAGAGAAAGCCCUGACAAGAAAUGUAGAUUCCAAAAUUUGAUUUUGGAAGAUGAACAAGAAUGCCAAAUAAAGACAGUACUGUAUGCAGAUGAAAUUGAACAGUAUGCAGAAAUGCUUAAACUCAUGAAUACCUAUCUCAUCUCUACCGCAAGAGUCAAAAUCUCCCAAACUUCACACGGCAAGCCGAUACACAAAUUUUACUGGGUUCUUGACAAAGAAACAGUAAUUGAACAUAUCACACCAUCUAAUGGAGUUGAGAAUCCACUUCCACCACCAACAAAGCUGAAUAUCACAAUCUUUGACCGCAUUCCUCACAUGAUGCUUGAUUCUCCUGUUGAAAUCGAUAUACUGGCAAUCGUUCUCCGUUGUAGUCCUCAAAAAUACGCAGGUCGCAGUAAUCAUAAAUGUCGAGAAAUUAUCAUUUGUGACAAUCACAAAAAUCAAUUUCUCCUCACUCUAUGGGAGGAUUUUGGAGAAAUUGAAGGAAAUGAAAUCGAAGCAAAAAUGGAAAAAGAAAUGGAUCUUAUUGUAAUCCUUGGCAGGAAUAUAGGAAUCUCUACUUUUCAAGGGUUGUCACUGCAAAGUAGGUACAAUUCAACAAUACGCAUAGCUCCUAAUUACCCACAGGCAGUAGAACUCACCAAAUGGGCAAAAGAAAACAAAUCAAUGUUGUUAAGUCGUGAGUCGAACAAAACCUCAACAAGCUCAUCUGCCCCUCUCAUGGUAUUGACUCCUGCCGGCCAACAAGUUGUCUCUAUUGAACAAAUUUCAUCACCAACUUCUAUGGGACUAUUCUAUCUUGAAGCAGAAAUGGCCAUAUCAGAUGAAUUGCAAGAGUUUUGUGUACUUGAAUGCUCAGGAUGCAAACAAAAGAAGCGCACAAAAGAUAGAAAGGAUUUUCAUUGUCCAAAAUGUAAUCGGAAAAUAACAUUACUUCCUCGGUGUAUCUUUCAAAUUGAUCUUACUGACGGUACUGCUACAGUCACAACAUCUAUCUCUGGUGAACUGGGAGAAAAACUACUCUCCAUGACAGCGGAAGACAUAUUUGACAUAACUUGUGCUAAGAGGCAAUCAUUGCAUGUUAAUCAUGUCCAUGAGAUGUUGUCCAACAAACUAUUUCAAAUUCAGCUAAGGAAGUCAUCUUGGGGUAGCUCAAACAAUACACAAGCAACUUACUCCAUUAUUUCCUACAUGGAAAAGCAACAUACUUCUCCAACCGCUAUUGAUAGGAAUUCCAAAAAUAUAAGACCUUUGGAGAUAAGUGAGAUGGAGGUGACAGAGACAACUACUGCAGCUGGUUCUUCAAAUGCAACUCCGAAAUUUGAACCACCCACACCAACAAAAAAACUGUAAAAGGUCAGUCUACAUCUGAUUAUCACAUUUAUUAU